AUGAGCAAUAGUACAAAAUCAAACGAUAUUACUGUUGAUAUCAAUGCUAAACAAAAUGAUAUAACUAAAACAAACGGCCAAUCAGCGGAGAAAGAAAUGAACACUGUCUCCCAAUCAAUUGUAUUUCGUGCUAUGGUUCUUUUUCAAGUUCUAGCUUAUGGUUCUUAUUCAGUCUUAGUACAUCUAUGUGAACGCAAUGGAGCGAUUAUGUUUUCUUCUACAACUAUGAAUUUAAUUCUCGAAAUCAUUAAACUUGCCUUUUCAAUAUUCGUUCUUUUCAUCGAUUCGACAAAAUCUUCAAUAGAUCUUUUCAAUUAUAAAUCUUGGUUGCGUCCAUCAUUGCCAUAUGCUAUUCCCGGUAUUCUCUAUUUCAUUAAUAAUAAUCUUGCUGUUCAUAUACAGCUUCAAAUGGAUCCGGCUUCGUAUCAAAUUUUAUCAAAUUUUAAAAUCGUUACCACCGCUAUUCUCUAUCGAAUCAUCAUCAAACAGAAACUAACCAGAAAACAAUGGUUUGCUAUUUCACUUCUAUUCUUCAGUGGCUUAUUCUAUAGUUUAGGAGCAAUUAGUGGUCCAACAAAGAACAAUAUAACACAAAAACGACGAAUGUAUAUUCAUCCAUUAGGUUUACCAAUGGUCUUUGCCUAUUGUACAUUUAGCGGCCUGGCAGGAGUCUACAAUGAAUGGAUCCUUAAAAAACAUUAUUCCGAGUCACUUCAUGUGCAAAAUAUCUAUCUAUAUACAUAUGGAACUUUGUUAAAUCUUAUUCCGUCUGUUGGAAUACCAUUACUCAAAUCGCAAUCACUUUCUCAACUGAAUAUAUUCAAAGGAUUUUCAAUAUAUACCUGGUUGAUUAUUAUCACUCAAGCUUUAAAUGGCUUAUUUAUGUCAGUUGUGAUUAAACAUACAUCGAAUAUUAUUCGUUUAUUCGUUAUCUCCUUCUCAUUAGUGGUUACAGCUGUUCUGUCAGUUUUAGUCUUUGGUUUAACAUUGAACAUCUACUUUUUCUCCUCAUUUGUGGCUAUGACAUGUGCUCUCUAUCUUUACUAUUCCAAGUAA
Adineta ricciae is the source of this 1056-nucleotide messenger RNA. The record is from the annotation of a GenBank genome assembly. Lineage: Eukaryota; Metazoa; Rotifera; Eurotatoria; Adinetida; Adinetidae.